Helianthus annuus (common sunflower) is the source of this 2411-nucleotide messenger RNA. Its product is annotated as transmembrane 9 superfamily member 11-like. Lineage: Eukaryota; Viridiplantae; Streptophyta; Magnoliopsida; Asterales; Asteraceae. Gene Ontology annotation, biological process: protein localization to membrane. The record is from RefSeq and is a predicted model, not a curated record. The transcript is spliced from 2 exons. Gene Ontology annotation, cellular component: membrane. Bases 185 to 2158 code for a protein of 657 amino acids.
AUGGAAGAAAAAAACAAAAAAAAUUGAUAAAAUCGUUGUUGAUGACAUCCAACGCAAUGUCACUUUCAUUUAUAUACCAGACAAUUCAGCCAAAAUCAGUAAAAGGGACCCAAUUCUUCCCCAAUUCUCCAAGCCCUAAUUUACUCCAUAAGGGUUUUCAGAUCCGACACAAACAUCACUCAGUAUGGAAGUUUUUGAUAAAUUCAAGAUCUGGGUAUUGUUAAUCUGCUUAAUAUCUCAACUGGGUCAUGGGUUUUAUCUUCCGGGUAGUUACCCACACAAAUAUACAGUAGGCGAUCCAUUAUCUGUAAAAGUCAACUCUUUGACUUCAAUAGAUACAGAAAUUCCUUACAGUUAUUAUAGUUUACCCUUCUGUAAACCCCCUGAGGGUGUAAAAGACAGUGCUGAGAAUCUUGGUGAGCUUUUGAUGGGUGAUCGGAUCGAAAACUCACCGUAUAAGUUCAAGAUGUUUAAAAACGAAAGCGAGAUCUUUGUUUGUCAAACGAAACCGUUGUCGGGUGAUGAGUAUAAGCUGUUAACGAAUAGGAUUGAUGAGAUUUAUCAGGUGAAUGUGAUGCUUGAUAACUUACCCGCUAUUCGGUACAUGAAGAGGGAUACUUAUUACUUAAGGUGGACCGGGUAUCCGAUAGGGAUCAAAGGUCAAGAAGGUUAUUAUAUCUAUAACCACUUGAAGUUUAAGGUUUUGGUUCAUAAGUAUGAGGAGACGAAUGUGGCGAGCGUAAUGGGGACCGGAGAUGCAACUGAGGCAAUCCCGUCUAUUGGGAAAUCGGGGAAUGAUGUUCCGGGAUAUAUGGUUGUCGGAUUCGAAGUAACGCCUUGCAGCGUUCGGCAUAAUCUCGGCUCGUUAAAGAAAUUGGAAACUUACGGGAAAUACCCGUCUAAAAUUACGUGUGAGGAAAACAUCGUUGGCGUGACUAUAAAGGAAAACGAGCCUGUGGCGUUCACUUACGAGGUUUCAUUUGUCGAGAGUGACAUCAAGUGGCCGUCAAGAUGGGACGCAUAUUUAAAAAUGGAGGGUGCAAAAGUGCACUGGUUCUCGAUUUUGAACUCGCUUAUGGUCAUCACUUUCUUAGCAGGAAUCGUUCUCGUGAUCUUUUUACGAACGGUUAGACGCGAUUUGACUCAUUACGAGGAGUUAGACAAGGAAGCACAAGCCCAGAUGAACGAAGAGUUAUCGGGUUGGAAGCUUGUUGUGGCAGAUGUUUUUCGGGCUCCUGGUAACCCGUCGCUUUUAUGUGUAAUGGUCGGAGACGGGGUUCAGAUUCUCGGAAUGGCGGUUGUGACCAUCAUGUUUGCGGCUCUUGGGUUCAUGUCACCGGCUUCACGUGGGACGCUGGUGACCGGUAUGCUAAUCUUCUACAUGAUUCUUGGAAUUUUAGCCGGUUACGUUGCGGUGCGUAUGUGGCGGACGAUAUUCUGUGGGGAUCACAGAGGAUGGGUGUCGGUUACGUGGAAAGUCUCGUGCUUCUUCCCCGGUAUUGCGUUUUUAAUCCUCUUUACCUUAAACUUCCUCUUAUGGGGGUCCCACAGCACCGGUGCUAUCCCGUUUUCGUUAUUUGUCAUCCUUAUUUUACUAUGGUUUUGCAUUUCGGUUCCUUUAACGUUUGUUGGCGGUUACUUUGGUGCGAAAGCGGGUCAUAUCGAGUACCCGGUUCGAACCAAUCAAAUCCCCCGUGAAAUCCCAGCGCAAAAGUACCCAUCAUGGCUUUUAGUUUUAGGCGCAGGGACUCUUCCGUUUGGCACGCUUUUCAUCGAGCUUUUCUUCAUCAUGUCCAGCAUUUGGAUGGGUCGGGUCUACUACGUUUUCGGGUUCUUACUCGUUGUUUUGAUUCUUUUAGUCGUCGUUUGUGCUGAGGUGUCGCUAGUCUUGACCUACAUGCAUCUUUGUGUUGAGGACUGGAAGUGGUGGUGGAAAUCUUUCUUUGCAUCGGGCUCGGUUGCAUUGUACAUUUUCCUGUACUCGAUAAACUAUCUUAUUUUCGACCUUAAGAGCUUGAGCGGGCCGGUCUCGGCUACACUGUACCUGGGUUACUCGCUCUUGAUGGUUCUAGCGAUCAUGCUAGCCACGGGCACGGUUGGGUUCCUUUCUUCGUUCUGGUUUGUGCAUUACUUGUUCUCGUCAGUGAAGUUUGAUUGAAAGAAGAUGGCCCAACGACUCAUUAGGUCGACACACGGCUUUUAUUAUAUCCUGUAUUCGUCAAGUUCGGUUCUCCAUAUACAAAUAAGUUGAGGUUUUUUAAUAGUUUGUUUCUUUCAAAUGUAUGUAGUUCGAUAGCAAGAAUUUAGAUACAUAGGACUGGAGAAGGUGAUAGAUAGUUUGUAUCUGUGAUUUUAUUUCUUGUUGUGUUGUAUGCAUGCAUUUUUAUGGAACAUGGGCUUCAUUUUAUGGA